Musa acuminata subsp. malaccensis (wild Malaysian banana) is the source of this 780-nucleotide messenger RNA. Its product is annotated as bet1-like protein At4g14600. The record is from RefSeq and is a predicted model, not a curated record. Lineage: Eukaryota; Viridiplantae; Streptophyta; Magnoliopsida; Zingiberales; Musaceae.
UUCCGCGGAUUGCGAGCCGUCUUCUCUUCCCCUUUCGCCCACGCUGAGCGCUCGUUCGCUGGUUCUAAUGGCGAAUCCGUUCCAUGGAUCUGGUCCUCUUCGAUCGAGAGAGGGCCUCACCUCGAGGCCAGCCGCGGCCUCGGAUGACAUCCAGUUGCAGAUCGAUCCGAUACACGCGGAUUUGGACGAUCACAUCACUGGCCUCCGUGGAAAGAUCCGACAGCUGAAGGGCGUAGCCCAAGAGAUUGAAAAUGAAGCCAAGUUUCAGAAGGAUUUCAUAUCUCAGUUGCAAAUGACUCUCAUAAAAGCUCAGGCAGGGGUAAAGAACAACGUGAGGAGGAUUAACAAGAAAAUUAUCCAGCAGGGCUCAAACCAUGUUUUACAUGUUGUCCUGUUUGCUCUCUUCUGUUUUUUUCUAAUCUAUCUAUGGUCUAAAUUUUCCAAAAGAUGAGGGAAAAAGAUAUCAAAGAAGAAUCAGAAGCUUGUCAGAAUGGAUAACAUUUUUUACUCUAUUCUUGAUGAAUUUAUCACUUAGAACUAGAAUCACUAGAACAUUAAAAUCAUUCAGCCGCUCAGGAUACUCGAGCUUAAUGAUUUGCUGAUAUCGAAGAGAGCUUCUUUGUUUUGUGGGGAAUAUAUUUCUUCCUGAGAUGCUGAACCUUUCGGACUUGUGUAGAGACAUUAUAAUGCAGUACGGUGUGGAAAGUUUCUCAUCUUCAACAAGAAUGCAUAUUGGUUAUUUCUCAUAUCAUGGGCUCCUAAAUCCAUCUUUUUUUUGUA